Molecule: messenger RNA, 2007 nt
Organism: Gambusia affinis (western mosquitofish)
Lineage: Eukaryota; Metazoa; Chordata; Actinopteri; Cyprinodontiformes; Poeciliidae
Product: TRAF-interacting protein with FHA domain-containing protein A-like
Exons: 2
Coding region: 4-774 (256 amino acids)
Biological process (GO): canonical NF-kappaB signal transduction
Molecular function (GO): protein binding
Source: RefSeq, a predicted model, not a curated record
AAGAUGACACCAGUGACUACAAGAGAAAUGUUUACGCAGCACUGUAACAGGACUGAAGAGUCUGAAGUCUUUGUCAGUAGCUACGCUGAUUGUUUUCAGGAAAUAUUUUCUUCUCUGCGAAAAGUGGGAGUCUGUCUACAUCUUUAUUUGAAGAAAAAGCUUCCAGAUCUUUCAACGGAUUUCAUCAGGAUCUCUUCCUCCAUGACGAACGUGUCUCAGAGGAUGGAGACAGAGGAGGACCUCCUCACUUUACUCCACAUCAAGUUCUACCACCCUCAGCAACACUCUAAAGGUCUCUACGACUUGCUUCCCUUGGGGACCAGGAGCAGACGCUCUGCCGAUGAUCCUCUCAGGCUGGGCCGUGACGCCCAGGCCUGCGACUACUCUCUGGUUGACCCCAAGGUGUCCCGCAAACAGCUGGCCCUAAACGCCUACUACACACCCAAGAGCCCGGACAUGCUGUUCUCCAUCCAGAACCUGAGCCAGAGAGGACGACUGUCAGUGAACGGAUCGUUGCUGGGCUACCUGGAGAGAAUGGACCUUCCAGACAAGGCUCUGAUCCGGUUCUUAGAGUACGAGAUGCUCAUUAUUCGGGAGUCUGGAGAGGCAAAGACCAGUUUUGAGGUGGACAUGGAGGUGAUGACUGUGCCUCCCUCCAGGGAGACAUGCACCUGUGUGCCUGGAAGGGCUCCAGUCAUGGACACAGGUAUGGUGAACCAAAACACAGCCAUUCCUCAAGAGACUGAAGAGACACUCAUCUGUUAUUCUAAUUGAAAAUUACCAACAAACGAUGGAGCUGUCAGACAGCAUGGUAUGUCUGGGAUGAUAUCCACUUCUAUUUAUAUAGCGUUGAGCCAUCUGUCAUGACUAUAGAAAAGUUAAUAUUGUAGCAUAUUAGGGUUGUCUUCAAGCUUAGCCACAAAAUAAUUAAUAUUUCCUACAUCUAUCUUGAACUCGUUCCAAAACUUGAACAAAUCACACAUAUUGCUCAGGGAUUCCUUACAACACCUUGGCCAACUUCUGAACUUGGUUAAGGUAUUGUUCUAGAUCUAGGAAAACUUGUUGUUCUAGAUCCUUUAAGAGAUAAAACUACAUUCCUUAUCUUUAGGUUCAGAUUACAGUGAUGAAACCUUUAGAAAGCAACACAGUGUCACUAGAGAUGGGAGUUUUACAGUAAAUUUUUAGUUAACAUACAAGCUUAAAAAAUACACUGAAUGUUUUACUCUGAAUAACAGUAAUAAUUGACUUUAAAUAAUAUCAUAAUUAAUAAAUAAUUGUAAAAUCCUAUAACAUUUCCUCUUACAUUCCAAUAGCUGUCAAUCAAUACAAAAUUCUGCUUCUGAAUAUUUACUUCUCUUACACGACGUUUAUUUAGCUAAAAGAAAUUAGCAUCUUAUGCUAUGACGUAAAAUGCCAUAACAUUCCUAAAAUUGAGCAUAGAAUGAAACUGACAAGAGCCGUCAAUUCCAUUAACAACACGAGGCAGUUUUGUCUGGAAUGUGUUCCACCGUAAAAACCUGUAAGAGAUAAACUUUAAUAGUUUCCUUGAUAAACAGAUUUUACCAAAAGAGGAACUGGAAAAAAGAAACUGUUCCACUUUUAGUCACACGACAUGAGAGAAUGAGCUUCAAUUUCAGGAUGAAAACUGCCUUUGUGACCAUAUUAGCAAUUAGCAACACAUCCAAAAACAUUAACCAAAACAAAUUUAAUGGAAUGUGUUACAUUUCAAAGUGUAUGAGGAAACAGUUUAUAUUAACAUUAGAAUAUGAGGCUAAACUUUUUACACUGGUAAUCACAUUUUAAAUGAGUAAGUUGUAAAGUUUUAACAAGAUGUUAAUACGAAGUGUUGGUUUGUAUUAUUUCCAAUCUCAAACGUUUGUAAAGCUAUAACUACAACAAAAAACCAAGAAAAUUCAGACAGUAGGAAUCUUUGAUACAAAGUGUGAUACAUGAUUUUUCUUUACAAUAUGAUGUCACAUGAGAUUAAAAAAACUUGUCCUCCACAAC